This is a messenger RNA of Bombyx mori (domestic silkworm), 1680 nucleotides long. RefSeq names its product sister chromatid cohesion protein DCC1. The transcript has 5 exons. Gene Ontology annotation, cellular component: chromatin; Ctf18 RFC-like complex; chromosome, centromeric region. The record is from RefSeq and is a predicted model, not a curated record. Gene Ontology annotation, biological process: mitotic sister chromatid cohesion; maintenance of mitotic sister chromatid cohesion. NCBI's taxonomy places the organism in Eukaryota, Metazoa, Arthropoda, Insecta, Lepidoptera, Bombycidae. The coding region runs from base 377 to 1657 and encodes 426 amino acids.
UAUUGUCAUACUCGUACAUUAGGUCAUUGGAAACGUCUGAAAAAUUUAUGUUUUUUUCUAAUCCUACAUACGUUUGAAAAUUUGCGUAAAACACGUUGAAAUAUUUUGUAACAUCAAUAUAGGUCUAGCUAAUGAAAGCGUGUUAAAAACUAAGCGCUCUUUAAAAACAUACAUAAAUGAAUUACAUAUCUUUGGAUGACGAACAAAACGCAAACUGACGAUUGAGAUAGAUUAUACCACUGAAGUAGGAAACCUACAAGGGAUAAAUAAACGACAACGAUUAAAAAAAGUUGUUUUGAAUCAUACUAUGGGAUACAAGCAGUUUUAACUAAACUUAGGAGGUUAGCUGAUACUUAAAUAUAGAACUGGAAAAAUCAUGGAAAAUGGUGAAAAUGAAACGAGGACACCGGAAGACGUAAGGAAAAUCAUUAAGACUGCAAAGCUACACGAAUCUGAGCUGACAGAAGUAUCUCAAAUCUUGAGAUUUCCCCCGCAGAACAAGGAAAAUGAUAAUUUACGAUUAAUGUUACUAGACGACGUCCUCUUGAAAGAAAUCGAAGCUGGAAACCAGUUAAUUUUUAAAGGAGAUUCUGAAGAAAGCGUUGUACUAUGUACAGAAAAUAAGACUUAUGAUGUCAAAGAAGCCGAAACGUCAAACAGCUUGCUAUUACUACCCGACUUAUUGUUCUCGGCAUCUACUGGCUUAGAUGAAACGAUUCAGAACAAUUCUAUGGAAGAUUCGGAUACUUCGUUAGAUAAAUCUAAUAGCAGUUUAAAUAAAUCUACAGACUCGGACGAAGGUCGAACGCCAAGGAGAAUAGAACAUAAAGACAUAGUUAACACAUUCUUUACUUACUAUGAACUGAAGCCAUGUAAGCCUCGACUCUCUAAAUUGAGAAAAUUACUCGAAAGCACCAAAUAUCAGGGUCCUGAGUUGGAGUAUACCGUAAACAAAACGGAGCUUUUAAACCAUGAAAGUUUGCUUGACCAAGUUCAGGCGUCGCGGGCUGAAUUGGAUGAAGAGUUAGAAAGGAUACAAGCUAUUAAUAUAGAGGGUUAUUAUAGGUUACUCGAGUUUGAUUACGAAUUUCGGGUCCUAUCGUACAUGCUUGACUUAAUAGAAGAAAAUUCGUGGCCAUUGAACAAGAUAUCGAAAGAAGUAACGCUGGAAAGCCUCAAAGAUUUAGUUCCGGAACCAAUAUUGGAGGGAAUGUUUAGAUUUUACACGAAAAAAUCUGUUCUGGAAGACACACAGUAUUAUGAGUAUAAAGAAGAUAAAGUUUGCAGGUUCUUAGCGAGAGUUUUGUUGAAGAGCGCAGGGAAAUUCAAUUUGGCAGAGUUCUUGCAGGCUUGGAGUGACUCUGUACCUGAAGGCAUGACAACAGACGAAUCUCUCUUAGCCGGGUAUGCGAUAAUAGAUAGAAAUAGUAGUCCGAAUUUGAUAUGGGGAUUCACGGAGACAGAUUUGCCUGAUGAGAUCAACGAACGCUUCAAGGUGUUGUUCCAAACGAAGGCCAAGUGGACUGUUGAUGAGAUAUCACCGUAUGUACAAUGUUAUGCAACAGAAAAGUUAAAUGUCAACGCGCUGUUGACGAAAUACGCGCGAGCCUCGACGCAAGAUGGCGUCCGCGUGUUCUCCGCUAAGCACAUGAAAUAAAUUGAAUUUGGAUUUUUUAGAAA